Molecule: messenger RNA, 417 nt
Organism: Chlorocebus sabaeus (green monkey)
Lineage: Eukaryota; Metazoa; Chordata; Mammalia; Primates; Cercopithecidae
Source: RefSeq, a predicted model, not a curated record
AUGGAAAGAUUCCUAAAUUCAAAAGCCAGGAGGCUGGGUUCCUGUUCCCACCCUGCCAUUUACCCUCUGUGUGGUCCUGAUGAAGACACUUCAUGCUCCACUAUUUACUUGCCUCUGAAAUGAAGGGCUGACCCAGAUCAGUUGUUCUCUGACCUGCUUCGAGGGACUCAGAGGCUGUGGAGCAACAGAUUUGGGAAUAAGGAAUCAUUCCCUGGAAGAGUCAGAGCACUCUUAGACACAUUCUGCUGGGUUGCUCGAGCUCCUCCCCUGGGAAAUCCACUAAAACUAGAGGAAAGAAUUGCUGAGAGGAUUCAGAGGCUGAAGAGUAGACAGAGGGCUUUAAUUGAAAAAAAGAAGCAGAAAAUUAAGGAAGAUGUGAGGCAUCAGUGCCAGCAGACGAUAUGUGACAGGUGCUAG